AGAAAUUUUAGUUUAGAAAAUUCGAUAAAAAUUGCCAUUUUAAUUGUUGCCGGCUGGCAGUAAAGUCAUUUUUGACAGUUGAUUAUCAAAUUAAACUGCAAAAAUGCCCGGUUAAUUCGUAUGGAAAUAGAGUACAAUUCGUGUGCAGCAGCCCGCAGGAACCAGCAUAAAGCCAGUGUGUCCAUCAUUCGUGCAUUCAGGCAGAUGAUUGUGGGUGAUAGCGGCUGCUUAGCAGGGGCGGGGGUCAUAACAGUGCUCAUUGAAACCGCGAAAAACCACCACCAACAUGGACUUCGAAACGUUGGCCUCAGGACUUAAUUGCACCCCGCCGGCAAUAGAUGACUUUCCCAGGGACUUUUUCACGGAGCAGCAGCGGCAGGAUGGUGCGGUGGUUGUGCACGUUCUUGUGUCGCUCUACCUCUUUGUGGCGUUGGCCGUUGUCUGUGAUAAAUUUUUCGUACCCGCCGUUGAAAAAAUAUGCCACGCGUUAAAUAUGUCGGCGGACGUGGCAGGGGCGACGUUUAUGGCGGCAGCGACGUCGGCUCCCGAACUGUUCGUGAACGUGAUCGGUACGUUCAUCACGGAGGGAGACAUCGGCGUCGGUACGAUCGUCGGUUCCGCCGUCUUCAACAUACUGGCGGUGGCGGCGUGUUGCGGCAUUGGCGCCGGCAUGUGUGGAGUAAAAGUGGUGCCCUUGGAUUGGUGGCCUCUGACGAGAGAUUGUCUGGCAUACGGCAUCACAGUUUCCAUACUUAUUUGCAUCAUCCACGAUGAGAGAGUCGAAUGGUACGAGGCCCUUAUUUUGGUCCUGCUUUACACAGUGUAUAUAUUAAUCAUGUACUUUGACAAGUCCAUCCAGAGGUGUGCCAGAGGUGGUUUAAGACAUGCACAAAAACACUCGAGAUCGCACAGUUCUUUGAGCACUCAAUCUAAGGCACAAACUAUAGAGGCUGCUGAAGCCCAUCUACCGCUGCGUCCGCAGAACGAAAAGGAGUCCGUCAAUUGCGGCGACCAGCCAACGCACAUCGUUCCACCGGCGCAUCUGAAUGGAUCCGUCAAGGUUCCGGUGCACGAUGCCCUCGAUACCGACGAGAUGAACAACAAGGUGGACGCCAAUGCAACUGUGGAGGCCAAGGAGGAGGAGGAACACCGUCACAGCCUCUGGAAGUGGCCCUCUGGACAAGGGAAAUUCACACAGGCAACAUGGAUUUUAACAUGGCCCAUACACUUGGUCUUCUUAUUCACAAUCCCAGAUUGUGAAAAGCCAAGAUUCAAGAAGUGGUUCCCUUUGACGUUCUUAAUGUGCAUAGUAUGGAUUGGAUCUUUGUCCUACGUGGUCGCAUGGAUGAUAACCAUAAUCGGCGACACACUGAAAAUUCCUGACUCCGUCAUGGGCAUCACAUUCCUGGCAGCUGGCACAAGUGUUCCGGAAGCAGUAUCCAGCGUGAUUGUGGCCAAACAGGGUCACGGGUCAAUGGGUAUCAGCAAUUCGAUCGGAUCCAACACGUUUGACAUAUUGCUAUGUCUGGGUCUGCCCUGGUUUAUCAAGGCCACUUUUAUGCCGACUAUUGCGGGCAAACAUUGGGUCGGAAUAAACUCCGCAGGAAUAGAAUACAGCGCCAUCUCGCUCCUGUCGUCCCUGCUGAUGUUGUAUGUGGCCUUCGCCCUGAACAAAUUCAAGCUAGACAAAAAAGUAGGGCGCAUCUGUCUGCUGAUGUACGCCAUCUUCCUGAUACUGGCCAGCCUCAUCGAGCUGAACGCAUUCUUCAGAGUAAAUCUGCCUACUUGCGGACGAUGAGGCAUAGACGACUGUUGGUGGUGCGUGCGUGAUUUGCAGUAAUCUGUGCAUUCAAUGUGCCUUCACAGAUGCUCAAUCCCCGAACAAGUACAAUAAACAAUCUUUAACCCGGU
Molecule: messenger RNA, 1911 nt
Organism: Aethina tumida (small hive beetle)
Lineage: Eukaryota; Metazoa; Arthropoda; Insecta; Coleoptera; Nitidulidae
Gene: zyd
Product: sodium/potassium/calcium exchanger 3
Exons: 11
Coding region: 287-1798 (503 amino acids)
Biological process (GO): intracellular calcium ion homeostasis; calcium ion transmembrane transport
Cellular component (GO): membrane
Molecular function (GO): calcium channel activity; calcium, potassium:sodium antiporter activity
Source: RefSeq, a predicted model, not a curated record